AGCCCACAGACACAGACACACACACACACCCGCACACAUCCACCGUACUCAGGACAACUUUUCACCAAACUUUUUUUCACAGAUGGAACUGGCGGAAGCUGUCAAGUAAGAUGUCAGCCUGUGAAAGCUGUGGUGCACUUUUCCUGUGAUAUCCUGUUUGCCAAACUCCUAACUGCUUGGACAAGAGAAUCGUUUUGCGCAUGCGUUGAGUACUCAAAGGGAUGGAGGGGGAGCAGGUUGACUCUUCUCUUGACCUGAGCCACCUGACAGAACAGGAGCAGUUCAUCAUCCUCCAGGUCUUACAACGAGACCUGGAGUUACGUCGUCUUGAUGAAGGACGUGUAAGCAGGACCCUCAAGCAGACAGAGACGGACCCUGCACGUCUGCGCUCCCUGUCUGGAGCAUGGUUCAUCGAGGAGCGCAGCAAACGCCAUUGUAACCAGACGUCGGGCUGCGACCUUGUCCAUGCCACCAUACGCCAAAGGAAGACAAAAAGCAGAGAUGUGCCCCUGACUGGAUUGUUUAAUGGAGAGGGAGAGGAAACUUCCCACAACAACAACAACACCUCUCCUGGGGCAGAGAGAAGACUGAAUGACAACAAGGAAGAGGAUAAAGGAGGGAGUCCAGGAAGUUUGAAACCCACACCCACACCCAGAACAAAAAGUCCUGUAGCACAGGGCCUCCAGCCUAGAAAUAGUUCUCUGUCAUCCAAAGAGUGUGAAAGGAGAAGUAAUGGCCGCUCAGAGGAGCCUGAGGAUGAGUUUCACGGUCACAACAGGGACACUGACACUGACUCUCUGAGCAGCAGCCUGACAGAGCCAGACCCAGCUUCUCUGAAAACCAGCAGCUCCACCAGCAGCCUUCAUUCAGGCUACACGCUCAGUGGAAGCAUGAUGAGUCUGUUCAGCUCAGGAGAUUUCGGACUGGUGGAGGUGAGGGGCCGUAUCCAAUUCUCAUUGGUUUACGAGACCCAGAAGGAGGAGCUGCAAGUCAAAGUGUACUGCUGCGAGGACAUCGCUUCAGCACGCAAGAACCGCUCUGACCCAUAUGUUAAAACGUAUCUGUUGCCGGACAAGUCGAGUCAAAGCAAGAAGAAAACUGCAGUGAAGAAGAAGACACUCAACCCGGUCUACGAUCAGACACUCAGAUAUAAAGUGAGGAUUGGGGAGCUGCGUAGUCGGACUUUGAACCUGUCGGUGUGGCACGCUGAGUCCCUUGGGAGAAAUGUGUUCCUGGGUGAGGUGGAGGUGCCUCUGGGCCUCUGGGACUGGACCUGGACUCAGCCACUGUGGAAGGACCUGCAGCCACGGGUUCAUUUGAAUCCAGACUCCAUUAGCAGUCGCGGGACCAUCAUGCUCUCUAUUAAAUUCAUCCCAGACGGAUUCGAGGGUAGUGGUCUGCCACUGACAGGAGAGCUUCACAUCUGGCUUCGGGAGGCUCAAGGUCUCCUUUCCAAUACACGAGGUGCCAUAGACUCUUUUGUUAGAAGCUACAUACUCCCAGAUGCCAGUAGACAGAGUGGUCAGAAGACGCGGGUGGUGAAGCGCUCCAUCAGCCCUACCUACAACCACACAAUGGUGUAUGAUGGCUUCCACACCAGUGACCUGAGAGAGGCCUGCGCUGAGCUGACCGUCUGGCAACGCGAAGGGUUAAAGACACACGUCUUAGGAGGGAUUCGUCUGAGCUGUGGAACUGGUCAGAGUUAUGGUGAGGCUGUCAGCUGGAUGGACUCCACGGAAGAGGAGAUUACUGUGUGGACCUCCAUGAUCGAAAACCCAAACUACUGGAUUGACAUGACUCUACCAAUCAGAACUAACCUCGCUCACAGGUCCAUGUGACUCAGACGCAAUUCAUGCACAAAGACACAUUGGUACACGUGUUCAAAUAACGCUUGGACUGAAAGAAUGCUCAUCACAUAAGCGCAUUUAACUUCUCUGUCACAAUAAUGCACACAUACACUGUUUAUUUUUGUUGUUCAUGCAUACAGACACACAGACAGAGGUAGUAAGUAGUGGUGCAGUGUUGUGAAAUAAUGGUGUAGAUCAGAAAUAUUUAGUUUUGAAACCAAAUCUGUCUGAAUUUCAAAUGUUUUAUUUGGGUUUUUUUUUUCAAUUCUGUCCGUGUAUUAUCUGAUAAAAGCACAUUUGUAAUCCGCUGUAGUUUAUUAAUUAAAUAUCAAACCUAAAC
Molecule: messenger RNA, 2187 nt
Organism: Toxotes jaculatrix (banded archerfish)
Lineage: Eukaryota; Metazoa; Chordata; Actinopteri; Toxotidae
Gene: sytl1
Product: synaptotagmin-like 1
Exons: 16
Coding region: 222-1838 (538 amino acids)
Biological process (GO): exocytosis; intracellular protein transport
Cellular component (GO): plasma membrane; exocytic vesicle
Molecular function (GO): neurexin family protein binding; small GTPase binding
Source: RefSeq, a predicted model, not a curated record